Molecule: messenger RNA, 3842 nt
Organism: Carassius carassius (crucian carp)
Lineage: Eukaryota; Metazoa; Chordata; Actinopteri; Cypriniformes; Cyprinidae
Product: rho guanine nucleotide exchange factor 10-like protein
Exons: 21
Coding region: 129-3188 (1019 amino acids)
Biological process (GO): SREBP signaling pathway; actin cytoskeleton organization; positive regulation of stress fiber assembly
Cellular component (GO): cytosol
Molecular function (GO): guanyl-nucleotide exchange factor activity; protein binding
Source: RefSeq, a predicted model, not a curated record
AUGAAGACAUACAGAAAGAGGAGGGCUUGCAAGGGCGCAAUAAUGGCUGGAGCUCAAGUGAGUUUGAAAGCUAUGAUGAGCAGUCCGACUCUGACAAAGCGCCAACCCGCAGCAAGGUCCAUCAGCUAAUGCGGGCGGCACGUAGCGGAACGAAAGAUGGCCUGGAGAAGACCAGAAUCGCUGUGAUGAGGAGAGUUUCAUUCCUACAUAGAAAGGACCACUCAGAUGACACUGAGGAUGAUACAGGGUAUCUGGAUGUGAUGGUAUCAGAGGCAAAACACCCACCUGCACAACUGGGACCAAUGCCAGAUGGGCUUAGCAGCCUGCAGAUUGUCCGACGCCAUAUUUUGGGCUCCAUUGUGCAGAGUGAGAGGAGUUACCUGGACUCUCUUAAACGGAUCCUACAGGAAUACCAGCGACCUCUGAUGGAGGCCGAGCCUCGGAUCCUCAGUGUUAGGAAAAUCCGGCCCAUUUUUUUCCGUCUGUGGGAGAUCAUGCAGUGCCACUCCAUGUUCCAGAUUGCCUUGGCAUCUCGGGUGGCUGAAUGGGACUCUUGUGAAAAGAUUGGGGACCUGUUUGUUGCUUCAUUCUCGAAAUCCAUGGUGCUGGACGUAUAUAGUGAUUACGUCAAUAAUUUCACCAAUGCCAUGGCCCUAAUUAAGAAAGCCUGCAUGUCUAAACCAGCAUUUCUGGAGUUUCUCAAGAAGAAGCAGGCGUCCAGCAUUGACCGCAUAACUCUCUAUGGUCUAAUGGUAAAGCCUAUUCAGCGUUUUCCUCAGUUCAUUCUCCUCCUGCAGGAUAUGCUGAAAAACACUCCCACUGGCCAUGUGGACAGACUGUCCUUGCAAGUGGCCCUGACUGAAUUGGAGACCCUUGCUGAGAAACUCAAUGAGCAGAAAAGGGUGGCUGAUCAGAUCACUGAGACGCAGCAGCUGGCUCGCUGUGUCAGUGACCGCUCUCUCAGCAAGCUGCUGAACUCCGAGCAGAGCUCUUUGAUCCUUUGCGAGACGCUGAUUGAGACGGUGUACGGCGAAAGAGGACAGGUCCUCAAGUCUAAGGAGCGAAAAGUCUUUCUCUUCGGUGACAUGCUCAUCUGUGCCAACAUCAACAUCAAGGGCCCCCCUGACAUCAGCAGUCUGGUUCCAGUAGGUCCCAAGUACACCCUAAAAUGGAGCGCCCCCUUGCAGCAGGUCCAUGUAGUUGAAGUGGGUCAAGAGGGUUCCCAGACCAAGGACGCUAUCUAUCAGCUCGGAGGAGUCAAGCGCUCGGGUAGCUCUUCGGGAUCGGGAAAUAUCUUUCUGGGUCCGCCCCGUCUGUAUCAGGAACUGCAUGAGUUGCAGCAUGACCUCUCAGUGGUAGAACAGGUCACUCUGCUUGUGAGGACUUUACAGGGAACGUACCAGAAUCUGAACACCACUGUAGCACAGGACUGGUGUUUGGCACUGCAAAGACUGAUCCGCAUCAAGGAGGACCAAAUUCAGAGUGCCAACAAGUGCCGUUUACGAUUGCAAGUCCCUGACAGACCAGACAAGUCUGGUCGUCCUGUGAGCUUCACAGUGGUCUUCAACACACCAAGCCCCGUCAGCAAGAUAUCCUGGGUCAACCGGUUACACUUAUCAAAAAUAGCACUGAGAGACGAAAACACACCGGGUUGGUUCUCUGCAGAGGAUGCUGGUAAGACAAAAGCUCCUUUUUGGUGUCCACUGCUGUCCUGUCGCAUGCCUGCCUUCACCUCCAAAGGCCAGGAAUGUAAGCUGGAGGCUGCACUUCACAAUCCUGUUCAUUGUGCUUUACUUGGUUUCUCAGCGGCGAGUACUUCACUUCCUCAAGGCUACCUCUGGGUAGCCGGUGGAGGUGAUUCCACUCAAAGCCAGGUGGACAUCUUCUCCUUGAACAGACCCACACCUCGGCCUGUAAAAUCCCUCCAGAUGGGAGCUCGAGUGAGGUGUUUGGAGUAUGUGCCUGAGUCCAAAUCUUCAGAGGACGCCAAAACCAGCCCUCACAACUCCACUGGAGUUGGAAGUACUAUCUGUGUGGGACUUGAUGAUGGCAGCAUUCUGGUCUAUGGAAGUAUGGACACAGCUGCCCAAUGUCUUGUGACUCUCCGUAACCCCGAGGGCUGUCCAGUUCUUUGUCUCAAACAAUCCGGGAACUUCCUGUUCGCUGGCUUGCGGGAUGGAACGCUAAUGGUGUAUGAGAGACAUCACGGAGGGGAGCUGUGGAACCAGGACUCCUGUAGGAAAGUAACAGUUGGUUCAGAUCCCAUCAGGACGCUACUUGCCUUGGAGGACUCGGUCUGGGCCAGCUGUGCUAACAGAGUAACUGUAGUUGAUGGCUCCAGUUUGUCCACUCAGAGAUUUGAGGUCCAUCAGGACCCGAUGGUGAGCGUGGCCCAUAUGGUACGAGCUGGAGGUGGCGUAUGGAUGGCUUUUUCAGAAGGUUCCUCUAUACGCUUGUUCCAUACGGAAACACUGGAGCACCUGCAGGAGAUCAACAUAUCUACACCCUCAUCAUUUAACAACCCCAGUCAGAAGAGCAUGAGAGUUACCAGCCUGCUGAUUUGCCAGGGACUGCUGUGGGUGGGAACUGCCCAGGGCAUUAUCAUCACCCUGCCUGUGCCCAAGCUGGAGGGCAUCCCCAAAAUUACAGGUAAGGGGAUGACAUCUCUUAAUGCACACUGCGGGCCUGUGGAUUUCUUAGUUGCCCUUUCCAGCAGUUUGUCUCCUGACCUUCUGAAGCGGGAUUCUGUGGUGGAAGGGCAUGACUCGGCUUGUGCGGUGGAGGAUCGCAGUGACUCGUCCUCUCAGGAAUCUCUCAAGCAGCCCAGUAUUUCUGCCCAAGUGGAUGGUAAAGGCAAGAGGCAGAGUGGGGUGUUGCUACAGUACCGCCUCCGAUCAACCUCAGGUUUGCCUGGGCGACCAUUAACUGCGAGAGGGGACGAAGCCUCGGACUCAUCUUUAGAAUCCUUGGAGCACAGCAUGGAAGACGGCUCCAUAUACGAACUCAGCGAUGAUCCAGACAUGUGGGUCAGGGGUCGAUCCUGCGAUAGGGACGGGGUGAGGAGGGAUAGGGUUACCUCAGUAGCAGUCAUCUCUGGUGGGAAGGGCUUCCGCCGACUGAGGGAGGGUUCUGUGGCGACCUCCGCAGAAACCACACUUAUGAUCUGGCAGCUUCCUCUCACGGUUUGAGCUGAAAUUGUGUUUUAGGAAUUGUGAAAUGAAAAUGUUGACAAUUUACUUACCUAUACUGUAUGUCAUUCCACACCUGAAUGACUUUCUUUUGAAUUAAUGUACUGGUCACUCUUUUCAGCACGGUUACAAUGAAUGAAAGCUUCAAAAAAGAUACAAAAUUUUUCAUGAAAUUGGCUCAUCCUCCCAAGUUAUCAACAUACAGUUAUGAACAGUCCUUUUAAAGUUUAAGGGGUUACUUAUCUUAUAAUUUUCCUCUUUUGAGAACCGAAAAUCAUCCAUACUAAUUUUGUAAGCUCGACAGAUUUAUUGAAAAGAUCUGACUCAAGUCAUUUUACAAUUAAGACAUCAUCAGAGAAAAAAAGAAAUAAAUAAAUUCUUCACACAAAGCUAUCAGCUCGCUACUUUUACAGUGUUAUUUUUAUUCUAUUUGUAUUUUUUUAUUUUUUUAUUUUUGUCAUUUUGGAGACUGACAGCUCUAGUCCUCAGUUUUAUUAUACAGAAGAAUGUGACCAGGAUAUUUGAAAGAAACAAAGUAAUAUGGGUUUGGAAUGACAUGAGGAGAAGUAAAUGACAGAAUUUUCAUUUCAGAGUGAACUUUCCCUUUUUGCUGGGUAUGUGUGGUACAAAAUAUGAAGCUCUUAGACUGUUCAC